AUGGGCUGUCUAACUGAGAACGGACUCUCUGGGUAUCAGUGUGGCUAUCCUGGCUCCGUGGGGCAAUGCAAAAUGAUGCAGAAUGUCUGCACAUAUUUUGUGCAUCCAGUUCAGAACUCCUGGCUGAAGCUUGAUGAUAUUUUUCUUCCUCUCCAGGGUGCCAUUUUGAUAUUUAUGGGAAUUGUUGUUCUCACUAUGAAGGCAUCUGUUAUUGAAGUGUUGCUUGUUUUGCUGGUGACUGGAAUACAUUCAAAUAAAGAAACGGCAAAGAAGAUUAAAAGGCCCAAACUCACUGUGCCUCAGAUCAACUGUGAUGUCAAAGCUGGGAAGAUCAUCAAUCCUGAGUUCAUGGUGAAAUGUCCAGCGGGUUGUCAAGACCCCAAAUACCAUGUUUAUGGCACUGGCGUCUACGCGUCUUACUCCAGCGUGUGUGGCGCCGCGAUCCACAGCGGUGUGCUGGCUAAUUCAGGAGGAAAAAUACUUGUCCGGAAAGUUGCCGGGCAGUCCGGUUACAAAGGAAGCUACUCGAAUGGGGUUCAGUCUUUAUCCUUACCCAGGUGGAGAGAGUCCUUUAUCAUCUCAGAAAGUAAGCCCCAAAAGGGUGUAACCUAUCCAUCGACUCUUACAUAUUCAUCAUCCAAAACUGCAGCUGCUAAAGCAGGUGAGACCACAAAAGCCUAUGAGAAGCCAUCUAUUCCAGGGACAACCACACAGCCUGUCACCCUGACACAGGCUCUAGCUAUUCCAGUAGCUGAGGCCACCCACAGAGCCACCUCAAAGCCAUUUGCAGCAUCUAUCACCAGCAGCCCCAGACCCCAACCUGUGGGCCACAGGAGUCAGGAGAUGGGUCUGUGGUCCCCCACCACCUACACGAGUAGCCCACACAGCCCUGGUGCCAGUCCAGAAGAGAUGGAUGCGUGGAAGUCUGGACCGGUCCUUUUAGAUUCAGGGUUGGUGCCAAAAGAAGAACUCAGCACACAGUCUUCGGAGCCGGUGUCGCAGGGAGACCCAAACUGCAAAAUUGACUUGUCAUUCUUAAUUGAUGGGAGCACCAGCAUCGGCAAGCGCCGCUUCCAGAUGCAGAAGCAGUUCCUAGUGGACGUUGUCCAGGCUCUUGACAUUGGCCCUGCUGGUCCUCUCGUGGGGGUUGUUCAGUACGGAGACAAUCCUGCUACCCAGUUUAACCUCAAAACUCACAUGAAUUCUCAAGAUCUGAAGACAGCUAUAGAGAAAAUUACCCUGAGAGGAGGCCUUUCUAAUGUAGGCCGCGCCAUCUCCUUUGUAACCAAGAACUUCUUUUCCAAAGCAAAUGGAAACAGGGGUGGGGCUCCCAAUGUGGCUGUGGUCAUGGUGGACGGCUGGCCCACAGACAAAGUGGAAGAGGUGUCACGAGUUGCGAGGGAGUCGGGGAUCAACAUCUUCUUCGUCACUGUCGAAGGUGCUGCUGAAAGGGAGAAGCAGCAUGUGGUGGAGCCCAGUUUUGCCAGCAAGGCAGUGUGCAGAACAAAUGGCUUCUACUCCUUCAACGUGCAGAGCUGGUUCACCCUUCACAAGACCGUGCAGCCCCUGGUGAAGCGAGUCUGCGACACGGACCGCCUGGCCUGCAGCAAGACCUGUUUAAACUCUGCGGACAUAGGCUUUGUCAUUGAUGGCUCGAGCAGCGUGGGGACAAGCAACUUCCGCACAGUCCUGCAGUUCGUGGCCAACCUCAGCAAGGAGUUUGAGAUUUCAGACACCGACACACGCAUCGGGGCCGUGCAGUACACCUAUGAGCAGCGGCUGGAAUUUGGGUUCGACAAGUAUAACAGCAAACCGGACAUCCUCAGUGCCAUCAGGAGGGUGGGGUACUGGAGCGGAGGCACCAGCACAGGGGCUGCCAUCCAGUAUGCCCUCGAACAGCUCUUUAAGAAGUCCAAACCGAACAAGAGGAAGGUAAUGAUUCUUAUCACUGACGGCAGGUCUUACGACGACGUGCGGAUCCCAGCCAUGGCUGCCUACCAGAAGGGGGUGAUCACCUACGCAAUAGGCAUCGCAUGGGCUGCUCAGGACGAGCUGGAGGUAAUUGCCACUCACCCUGCCAGGGACCAUUCCUUCUUUGUGGAUGAGUUUGACAAUCUCUACAAAGUCGUCCCCAGGAUCAUCCAGAAUAUUUGUACGGAGUUCAACUCACAGCCUCGAAACUGA
Molecule: messenger RNA, 2184 nt
Organism: Grammomys surdaster
Lineage: Eukaryota; Metazoa; Chordata; Mammalia; Rodentia; Muridae
Gene: Vit
Product: vitrin
Exons: 14
Coding region: 1-2184 (727 amino acids)
Biological process (GO): extracellular matrix organization; positive regulation of cell-substrate adhesion
Cellular component (GO): interstitial matrix
Source: RefSeq, a predicted model, not a curated record